AUGGCGUGUCUGCAGACACGCCAUGGGACUAGCAUAUUUGCGGAUCAGGUGAUGCGUGAAGAAUCCUUCAUCGACGAUCGUGAUGCUCAGCUUCAAAGGAGCUUCGAGGUCUCCACGCGCGACUUGCGAGAAGCGCGCGAGGAGGUGGUGCCCGACAUCUUCCUGGUCGACGAUGACCUCUUUGGGCCCCUCACGAGCACGGCCAGUGGCUUGCUCGCUGGCUUGGACAUCGCUAUCGCUGGACAGGCCAUCCUACUGGCCGUGCUGCUCACGGCGCAGAAGGGCUUCACUGCGGAGGACACGUCCGACGCUGCGUCCCAGUCCUCCUCGAGCGCAGCCUCACAGGCAGCGAGCGACGAGCAAGCAGGUGGAGGUGCUUCGACAGGUGUUGAGACCACAGCUGCAGCUGAGGUGAGCUCGGGCAAGGUGGUGCUGCGCUUCUACGGGCGCUGGGACAAUGAGGAUCAGUGGGUUCUCUUGCAGUCUCUACCGCUUCAUGGCUUUGCGGGGUCGGUGGUGGAUGGUCUACGGCGUUCCAAGAGCUUUCUGGGACCUCUGGCCAGCAAGCUCUUGACCGCUCUCGUCGCCCGCUCCGCGCGGGGCUUGGUCCAGCGGCGCGGCUGGAAACCUAUCGUGGAGAAGACCAUGGCGGAGGUGGGCCGUGAGUUCUACCUGGGUUACCUGGUGGAGCCAUCUGCUGCAGAAGCUCAUCAGCGUGUCCCCUUGCGGGACGCCAAGGUGGAGGAGGUGCCUCGUGCUAGUAUCCUCCAGACCAAUUGA
This is a messenger RNA of Durusdinium trenchii, 780 nucleotides long. NCBI's taxonomy places the organism in Eukaryota, Dinophyceae, Suessiales, Symbiodiniaceae. The record is from the annotation of a GenBank genome assembly.